AUGGCUAUUCGAUGGAUUAGAGGCCUUACCAACGAUGAAUUAGUAGAUUACUUACCGCAACUUGUAGUAGCUUUAAGACAUGAGACUUAUGAAAAUUCGCCUUUGGCGCAGUUUUUGUUGGAUAGAGCUUUAAGGUCUCCACGAUUUGCUCAUUAUUUAUUUUGGUUGCUGUGUCACAGUUUGCCAGGGGAUUCACCACAGAACUGUUCGACAGAAGUAAAGGCUAAGGAUAUAGUUCUAGGAAUUAGUGAAUUUAGGCAUCAUAGAAGACUGAAACUAUUAUUAAGAGCUUUACUAGCUAUAUGUGGUAGAUCAUUAGGAGACUGUUUCUUGUAUCAACAAUCACUAGUAAAGAAAUUAAACGACAUUGCCGAAGAAGUACAAAAAACCAAGGAUUCUCAUCGUGUUACCGUCCUACACAACGCACUAGGCCAAAUUCAUAAAGACCUUCAAGAAACACCAACUAGUUUGCCACUUUCGCCGACACUGCGUGUAAAAGGAGUAGACAUUCAAUCCUGCUCCUAUUUUCCUUCUGCUACUUUACCUUUAAAAAUUAAUUUUCUGAUGGAAGACAGUUCGCUGCGAGCCGCUAUUUACAAAGUCGGAGAUGACUUGCAACAAGAUAUGCUCACGCUACAAAUGAUAAGGUUGAUGGAUAAAUUGUGGUUAAGUAAAGGACUGGAUUUGAAGAUGGUCGCAUUCACAUGUAUACCAACGUCUAGGAGAAAAGGUAUGAUAGAAAUGGUGACUAAAGCUGAAACUUUAAGAAAAAUUCAAGUGGAACACGGGCUAACAGGAUCUUUUAAAGAUAAACCAAUAGCAGAGUGGCUAGCCAAACAUAAUCCAUCUGAACUGGAAUACGCUAGAGCCAUUCAGAAUUUCACCGCUUCUUGUGCUGGGUACUGUGUGAUUACAUAUAUUUUGGGUAUAUGUGAUAGACAUAAUGACAAUAUUAUGUUGAAAACAUCUGGACAUCUAUUCCACAUUGAUUUUGGUAAAUUUUUGGGAGAUGCCCAAAUGUUUGGAAAUUUUAAAAGGGAUCGAGCUCCUUUUGUUUUGACUUCUGAUAUGGCUUAUGUCAUAAAUGGUGGCGAUAGACCGACUGAAAAAUUCCAUCAAUUUGUGGAUUUGUGCUGUCAAGCUUUUAAUAUUAUUAGAAAUAACCGAAAUUUAUUCCUCUUUUUGGUGUACGCCCCCUCCCCCGCUCUGUUGGUCAAAGAUGAAGCUCAAAUGGAGGGUUUCUAUAAUGAGAUUUAA
Molecule: messenger RNA, 1257 nt
Organism: Diabrotica balteata
Lineage: Eukaryota; Metazoa; Arthropoda; Insecta; Coleoptera; Chrysomelidae
Source: the annotation of a GenBank genome assembly